Messenger RNA from Psammomys obesus (fat sand rat), 602 nucleotides. Its product is annotated as basal body-orientation factor 1-like. Bases 96 to 602 code for a protein of 168 amino acids. The transcript is spliced from 5 exons. The record is from RefSeq and is a predicted model, not a curated record. NCBI's taxonomy places the organism in Eukaryota, Metazoa, Chordata, Mammalia, Rodentia, Muridae.
UUAGCUUUUCGGCGUGGUGGUUUCCUUAGAGACGGAGUCGGCCCCGGUGGCGGCCACCAGGACAACGGGACCGUGAGACUCCAGGAGAAGUCAAAAUGCCGGCCAGGAAGAAAAGCAAGGUCAAACUCAAAGUCAAAGACAAGAAGAAAAUAGAGGAACAAAUUAUUGAACAAGCCAAGGCCAAUGCCUCUCUUUGGGAGGCCAGAUUGGAAGUCACAGAACUCUCCAGGAUUGAGUAUCGUGAUACUUCCCGAAGACUGGCAAAAGAUAAUGAGGAUUUAAAGAAACAGCAGUAUAAACUGGAAAAAGAUACUAUGUCUGUAUUAAGCUACUUGAAGAAGCAAGAUCAGGAGAAAGAUAAUAUGAUAGAAAAACUGAAACAGCAAUUGGCUGAAACAAAGGAAAAAGCCAAAGAAGAGAAGGAAAAAUUGGAAGAAAUGUAUUCUGUGCAAUUAAGUGAGUUGGAGGGUCGGUUUAAUAAAAAAUCCAAAGAAAUCGGCAUAAUUCAGACAGAGCUAAAGACAAUAAAACAAUUCCAGAAGAGAAAAAUCCAGGUGGAAAAAGAAUUAGAAGAUACCAGGCUGGUCUUGAACUCACAGUGA